CUCUUCAAAAAAUCUAUGUGUUUUCAGCAUCCCCUUCCUCGCCUCUCGCCUCUGAAAUCCAAUCGGCAGGACAAUAUGCCAAGGUAUGAUGACCGCCGUGGUGGCAGUCGCCUUUAUGUUGGUCACUUGUCCUCAAGGACAAGAUCACGUGAUCUGGAGGACAUGUUUAGCAGAUAUGGGAGAGUACGUGAUGUGGAUAUGAAGCGAGACUAUGCAUUCGUUGAAUUCAGUGACCCUAGAGAUGCUGAUGAUGCAAGAUAUUCAUUGAAUGGUCGAGACCUAGAUGGAUGCCGUAUCGUUGUGGAAUUUGCCAAGGGAGUGCCCCGUGGCCCUGGUGGAUCUCGUGAUUAUGCUGGAAGAGGUCCUGCUCCUGUAUCCGGGAGCUGCUUCAAUUGCGGAAUUGAUGGUCACUGGGCUCGUGAUUGCAAAGCCGGGGAUUGGAAGAACAAGUGUUACCGAUGUGGGGAACUAGGCCACAUAGAAAGAGAUUGUCAAAACAGCCCGAAGAAACUAAGCCGUAGACCUCGUAGUUACUCACGCUCACCUAGUCCCCGACGUGGUCGAAGCAGAAGCCGCAGUUACAGCCGGGGACGUAGUGACAGUAGAUCUCGCUCACCUGUGAAACGAGAAAGAAGCUUCGAGCUUGAGGAUAGGAGAUCAAGGAGUCCCAAGCGCCACAGGCGUUCUCCAUCCCCAACCCGAGGGAGGAAGCACAGUCCAGCACGCGAUGAAAGAAGCCCCUCCCCCGCCCGAAGGGGAAAGCAUAGUCCACCGCUGGGUGAAAGAGGCCCCCAAGAGAGACAUAGUCCAUCCCCAAGGGACCGCCGGCACACCAAUGGUUCGGAUUACAGUGUGAAUCCCGGGGGAAGGAGCAGAACUCCAGAUCGCGAAGCUGAUGCUGAAGACAGGCCUUAUAAGAUCUCCACAAAGGAAAACGGCCACAGCCGCAGCCCUAGUCCGCCACCUAAAGACGACCGAAGCCCUAUUUACGAUGAUGAAGAUGCUUCUCCGAGACGCAGCGAAUCGAAUUAAGCUGAAGUGGUUGGUAGGACUUGUUUACAAUCCGUGUUUGGUAGGACUUUUUGAGAAUCUUAAUAUACUUUUGAUGGAUAACUUGCGUUAUGAAAAAUGUUGAGCACUUUUAAGAAGUCUAUUUCUAUAAAUGACCACUUUUAUUAA
Messenger RNA from Hibiscus syriacus, 1179 nucleotides. RefSeq names its product serine/arginine-rich splicing factor RS2Z32-like. The record is from RefSeq and is a predicted model, not a curated record. The coding region runs from base 16 to 1032 and encodes 338 amino acids. The transcript has 7 exons. NCBI's taxonomy places the organism in Eukaryota, Viridiplantae, Streptophyta, Magnoliopsida, Malvales, Malvaceae. Gene Ontology annotation, molecular function: zinc ion binding; mRNA binding. Gene Ontology annotation, cellular component: nuclear speck. Gene Ontology annotation, biological process: mRNA splicing, via spliceosome.